Molecule: messenger RNA, 348 nt
Organism: Prunus armeniaca (apricot)
Lineage: Eukaryota; Viridiplantae; Streptophyta; Magnoliopsida; Rosales; Rosaceae
Source: the annotation of a GenBank genome assembly
AUGGUCUCUUUCAUUGAAACUAGAGGGACGUGGACAACUGUGGAAGAUAUUUUGUUGUGUGAGUCUUGGGUUAAAGUUGGUCGUUGCCAGAUCACGGGCAAUGAGAUGAAAUCCUCUCAUAUGUGGAGAAAAAUUCGUGGAGAAUUUUGUGAAAGAUCGGGUUCGGCUCAUACGGAAAUGGCCUUGGCUAGUAUAUGGAAAAUUUUGAAUAAAGAGUUAGAGAAAUGGAGAGAUGCGUUGUCAAAAAUGAGGGAGAACAUUCGAAAUGGUCAAAAUCUUGGCAACGAGAUUAUUCAAGCACAAAUGCAGUUUGGUGCCAUUAGUCAAGGCAAAAAAAAGUUUCGUUAA